CCAUCCCGUUAGUGGUGGUCUCACCCGAAAAUUCAUCAACUUUAUUAGAGCAGCUAAAAAAAAUAAUGAGAGGCGGAUGUGGAAUUUGUGCCGUCUCUGUCAAAUUUGGAUAUCAUCGUCGGCACAUCAAUGCCUGCUGCUGCUGUUGUUGUUGUACAUGGUGGGACGGACGGAUGAUGCCUUGUGGAUCCGCGGGAUGAUGUCAUGUAUCGUUGCACCCCACGUGGGGGCCGUCGCUCUCCGAUAGGCAGAUGUGGCCGUAUUCCUUCCGAGUAAUCCGAUUGGACAGAUAGGCUCUUUCACGGCAGUUCAGUCCUGCUGCCUGUGUGUGGCAACCAGGGUAAGCUGGACAACUGGGGGAAAUGCGAGAUUGUGGAGAGUACCAUGUUACGCUUUUAAAGAAUCUCCAGCCUCUUCGAGUCGGAAGACAGAUUUUUGGGAGCGUGUUUAUACAUUUUUCUCUCUUUUUUUGGGAUUAACUAGCCACAAAAGGCGCACAUUCCUCGGAGGGUUCGCGGCGGAGAAUAAAGUGCUUUAAUCGAGCCCGACCGCACCAAAUUUCUCCCAACUGCUUCCUCAGUGUGGCUGGGUGCGCUCCGGAGAGUGAGAGGAUGCUUGUCGAGAUCUGCGUCCACCACGCUUACAUUAGGAGGGAUUAAACGCAUGAAUUAUUGCCGAGUCUGUUUCUUCUCUAGGAACAAAAAGUCGCUGGGACGACAAGGACGCACGCACGGGAUUUUUCUCGACCUCCCCCCUUUACCCCCACCCCCUGUCUGCCGAGACUGGUGUGGCUGUGAGCAGAUAUCAACCUUUUCUCCGAAGGACCUGCACACUGGAGACAUAAACAAAGAAUACAUUACAAGAUGUAUCCACAAGGCCGACAUCCGGCUCCACAUCAGCCUGGCCAGCCUGGCUUCAAAUUCACUGUAGCAGAGUCUUGUGACAGGAUUAAAGAUGAGUUUCAGUUCCUACAGGCCCAGUAUCACAGUCUAAAGGUGGAGUACGACAAACUAGCCAAUGAGAAGACAGAGAUGCAGCGCCACUAUGUCAUGUAUUACGAGAUGUCCUACGGGCUGAAUAUAGAGAUGCACAAACAGACGGAAAUUGCCAAGCGGCUCAACGCAAUUUUAGCUCAAAUUAUGCCUUUCCUGUCUCAAGAGCACCAACAGCAGGUUGCUCAGGCAGUGGAGCGGGCUAAGCAGGUGACUAUGACCGAGCUCAAUGCCAUCAUCGGGGUACGUGGACUUCCCAAUCUGCCUCUCACCCAGCAGCAGGCUGCCUACCCUGCUCUCAUGCAGCAGCAGCUUCAGGCGCAGCACCUCUCCCACGCUGCUCAUGGCCCUCCGGUCCAGCUUCCACCUCAUCCCUCAGGUCUGCAGCCGCCUGGCAUCCCCCCUGUGACUGGCUCUGGAUCAGGCCUGCUAGCACUAGGGGCCCUGGGCAGCCAAGCCCACCUACCAGUGAAGGAUGAGAAAAACCACCACGAUCUAGAACACAGAGAGAGCACGAACAACUCUAUAUCCCCAUCAGAAAGCUUACGCACAGCCAGUGAGAAGCACCGCAGCUCCUCUGACUACAGCUUGGAGUCUAAGAAACGCAAAGUGGAGGAGAAGGACAGCAUGAGCAGAUAUGACAGUGAUGGAGAGAAAAGUGAUGACCUAGUGGUAGACGUGUCUAAUGAGGAUCCUGCCACACCACGUGCAAGUCCUGCACACUCUCCCCCUGAAAAUGGCAUUGAUAAGCCUCGCCCUCCAAAGAAGGACACGCCCAACAGCCCUGCAUCAGUGGCAUCCUCCGGAAGCACCCCAUCCUCCAAAACCAAGGAUCUCAGUCAUAAUGACAAAUCCUCUACGCCUGGCCUCAAGUCCAACACCCCCACACCUCGCAAUGAUGCCCCCACCCCUGGCACCAGCUCCACUCCCGGGCUCAGACCCAUCCUGGGCAAACCACCAGGCAUGGAGGCUCUUGCAGCCCCAGCUUUGCGUACCCCUCUGUCCAUCGCAGGCUCCUACCCUACCCCCUUUGCUAUGAUGGGCCAUCAUGAAAUGAAUGGAGGCCUGACUAGUCCUGGUGUGUAUGCUGGUCUGCACAUCUCCCCUCAGAUGAGCGCUGCAGCAGCAGCAGCCUAUGGACGAUCCCCAAUGGGGUUUGAUCCUCACACCCACAUGAGAGCACCAGGCCUUCCAGCUAGCCUCACAUCUAUUUCUGGUGGAAAACCAGCCUACUCCUUUCAUGUCAGUGCAGACGGUCAGAUGCAGCCCGUGCCCUUCCCACCUGAUGCCCUUAUAGGUCCCGGUAUCCCACGCCAUGCCCGUCAGAUCAACACACUGAGUCACGGCGAGGUGGUGUGCGCCGUUACCAUUAGCAACCCCACACGUCAUGUCUACACUGGUGGAAAAGGCUGUGUCAAAAUCUGGGACAUUAGCCAACCGGGCAGCAAGAGCCCCGUGUCACAACUAGACUGUCUGAACAGGGAUAACUACAUCCGCUCCUGUAAGCUGCUGCCUGAUGGCCGCACAUUGAUCGUUGGAGGCGAGGCCAGCACAUUGACCAUCUGGGAUUUGGCCUCUCAGACACCCCGCAUCAAGGCUGAACUCACCUCCUCAGCCCCUGCAUGCUACGCCUUGGCCAUCAGUCCCGAUGCCAAAGUCUGCUUCUCCUGCUGCAGUGAUGGAAACAUUGCCGUUUGGGACCUGCACAACCAGACUCUCGUCAGGCAGUUCCAGGGUCACACAGAUGGUGCUAGCUGUAUUGACAUAUCUCAUGAUGGCACUAAGCUGUGGACAGGCGGUCUUGACAACACUGUUCGCUCUUGGGAUCUGAGGGAGGGUCGGCAACUGCAGCAACACGACUUCACCUCACAGAUCUUCUCCUUGGGCUACUGUCCGACUGGGGAGUGGCUCGCUGUGGGUAUGGAGAGCAGUAAUGUGGAGGUGCUCCACCACUCAAAGCCUGACAAGUAUCAGCUCCACCUGCACGAGAGCUGUGUCCUCUCCCUCAAGUUCGCUUACUGUGGUAAAUGGUUUGUGAGCACAGGGAAGGACAAUCUGUUGAAUGCUUGGAGGACUCCUUACGGCGCCAGCAUAUUCCAGUCAAAGGAAUCCUCGUCUGUCCUGAGCUGUGACAUCUCAACAGACGACAAGUAUAUUGUGACAGGCUCUGGUGACAAGAAGGCCACAGUAUAUGAAGUGAUCUAUUAGAAGAGACUGCUUUGGAUCAGAGCAUGCUCAUGCUCAGGAACAGUAGACUCUACUUCCAUCUACCUUUCCUCACACAGACAGCAUGGAUGUGCCUGCAGCCCCGGGAUGGAUGGGCAGGAAGUUUAGCAGUGCCAGACUGAACUGGACGAUGGUGCUGUUGUGGCCCUGGACGGUGUGACCUCUUGGCUCUGCCCUCAUACAACUAACACUUGUACAGCAAGUGCAGUUUGCCGAGGCACUUAGAAGAAAUUAAUGUCUUGCUGUUUUUUUUUUCUUUUUUGUUCGUUGGAUAUUUCUUUUUUAUUCGUCCUUUUUAAAGUGGAGAUAAAGCCCCAUGACACAACUUGAAGCAGUGCUUCGCUCUGGAGCUUCUCCUCGGAGGUCCUGUGAAAAGUGUACAUAAUGGAGUAAUAAAAGGCCUUUUAUAGAUUUAUAUUUUGGUGUCCAGUUACACUUGUGAUGGUUCUUUCUUGUUCACUCCGUGAUUUUCUGUCCCUUAUGGGGAUGGAAAUUAGAUUAGGAUUUUGUAAAAGGAUAUUCUAUUUCAGCUCUCACUCCCCUCUGCUUUUUUUCAUGUUUGUUGUCCACAAUGACCUUUUCGGAAAUCUAAUUUGGAUUUUUUUUCUUCCUGACAACAGCAUUUUUUCUUUGCAAUUUGCUGUAAUGCAGAACACAACCGUUCAUCCAAUGGAUUUUAACAAUGGAGAAUUCUUGAAAGGACCUUUUUUUCCCAGACUGGCACGGGAGAGAAUUACAGUUUUAAGCUAUUACCAUCCUUUGGCCCUUUUCAUCAGAAAUCCAUCUUUGAAAAAGACCUAUGACAGAACACUGGCUACUUUCAUUGACAUUAAAAUGGAUGCCUAUCAACUGGAGGACUAAUGGGCUUAAUGGAAAAGCAGCUGUGACCUGAGAUCAGUCUGUUGUCUCAACUGUUGUUUGAAUCUUCAGCAACGUUUAUGCAUCAGUCCAGUGGUUAAUUAUUUCCUCUGUGACUGACAUGCAAGCUUCUCAUGGUUACGUAUUAAUGUGGCAGAAAAAGCCAUCACCACCUUAGACAUUUCGGGUAUGCUCAGUUGCUUUCUCCAGUAUUACAUAAUACUCAACAACAAACUUCUCAUCGACAGGAAUGGUCUCUGCGUAAACACACGCUAGCCUGUGUAGCAUACACGUUUCAUCAUCCCUAAAGAUUGUA
This is a messenger RNA of Cheilinus undulatus (humphead wrasse), 4392 nucleotides long. RefSeq names its product TLE family member 3, transcriptional corepressor a (gene tle3a). Gene Ontology annotation, cellular component: transcription regulator complex; nucleus. Gene Ontology annotation, biological process: regulation of DNA-templated transcription; negative regulation of canonical Wnt signaling pathway. The coding region runs from base 864 to 3200 and encodes 778 amino acids. Lineage: Eukaryota; Metazoa; Chordata; Actinopteri; Labriformes; Labridae. The record is from RefSeq and is a predicted model, not a curated record. The transcript is spliced from 22 exons. Gene Ontology annotation, molecular function: protein binding; transcription corepressor activity.